UUAUUGAAAUAAGCACUGUGAAUGAAUGUUCAAUGAUCAAGUUUCCGGAUACUGAGAAGAAUGAGAACCUUCCAUCUUGGACAAGCAAUCGACACACCAGCAUUGAAGUUAAUUGUAUCGAAACUGGCGGCCUAACAUUUAGUGGUUCUCUCUUUAGAAAUUUGUCUUCCAUAAUGUCAACAAGAAAUGAAAAUGCCACGUAAGUUGCCGCAAUUAUUAUCUAGUGUAUGUUAUUUCGGUUGUUUACAGGAAAAAAUUGUGUUAAUAAUUGUGUCACUGAGUGUUAAAAUUAUAUAUGAUGUUAAACUGGUCCUGAUAUAAUAUAGUGCACGAAACCGACAAACAACGAUGACUAUCUCACACUUAAUGAACUAACUUAUGUUGAUGCCAUGAUGCUAUGAUUUCCGCUGAAGUCAUAGCAUACAAAACCUCCACACACAAAAUGUUUAAUGGUGUCAGUGAUAACUCUUAAACUAAAAUGUACCCAUUAGGAACCACCAACAUAUAUUUCUAUCGAAUUAAUACAUUUUCAACUUUCCGUUUUAUAUUUUAAAAUCUCCAACAACUGCAACAAAGGCACGUGGAGAUCAAUGCCCCGGUACUUGCUUUUACUAUCCACAAGUCCAGGAAAGAUAGUUCUGAACGGCUAGAUAUGACCUUAGUCUUCCAGCUAUUUAAGACUUGCUUAGAGAAGCCAUCUUGCUCUUUCUGGAAAAAGGACAAUUCUAGUGAUCAAGGAUUCUGGUCUAGCGAAGGAUGCAAACUGGUAGAAUAUAACCACCAGGCGGGACGUGUAACAUGCUCAUGCAAUCAUCUCACAAACUUUGCUGUUCUGAUGAGUCCAGCGACUACCAUUAACAUGAUCCACCAUCAGGCUCUUAGUGCAAUAACAGUGGUGGGUUGCAGUUUGUCUCUCGGUGGUCUAUUUACAACUGCUGUCAUUUACGCUUGUUUCUGGAGGUAAACACAUAUACAACAUGUCUUUAAGUGGAAAAGUGGAAUGUAAUGAAGAUUAUGUUCGUUUAAACAAGAAAUAUAUUAUUGCCAUACAUGUAGAUGCAUUAACUUCUCCUGAAGCCUUCUUAUAUACACAACCGUUGACAAAGAAAGGAUGGUUAAGUCAAACAGAGCAACCUUGCUGUUAAACCUGUGUGGAGCACUAUUCUUUGCGUAUCUAGCGUUCCUCAUUGGAAUUAAACGUACUCAACCGAUGGUAUUGUAUAAUAGAGUCACGGAUUCCCUUUUUUGUAAAUUUAUUACAAUAUCAACGUAUACUUUAUAAAAAAUCAAAUCUACGCGUAUUGCAUAUUACAAAGUGUAACCAUUUUGAAAUAUUAAAUGCUCAAAAUAGGUCCAUUCUUAUUAAAAAUUAUAGUGCGUUUAACUACAGUUAUAUAAACAGUAUGAUGAGAUACUUAUAGAAUACGGAUUCUCGCAAAUUUUACCCAGAAUGAUCAAUACGUCUGGAAAUGUUUUAUGUCAAAGAACAUCACAACACUUUUAUAAACCGUGUAAACUUACACUUUACCCAUACUGAUACUGAAAUAGUCUACGUUUAGGGCGCUUGUACAUUCACUGCGGUAUUGCUUCACUACGUGUAUCUCGUGGCCUUUUGCUUGAUGCUGGCUGAGGGAGGCGAUCUUGCGUUGAUGGUUAUGAAACCGCUUGCAAAGUGGAAUGGUAUCCCUUACUUCUUGGCUGGAGCAUAUGGUAUUCCAGCCAUAAUUGUUGGUAUUUCCAUGGGCGCGACACAGUUAGAUGGUUAUGGCAAUGAAAGAUUCUGUUGGUUGACGGUGGAGUCAGGUCUGUUUUGGGCAUUUGCAGGACCAGUUCUUGCCAUAGUCAUGGCAAACCUGAUUAUCUUGGUACUCGUGUUGAAAAAAUUGUUCGGAGUUUCUGCCAUGUCAAAGAAAACAGACGCUGAGAAAAUCAAGGCCGGUGUGCGGAGUGUUUUUAUUCUACUUCCCGUGCUGGGCCUCACCUGGGUGCUAGGUAUUUUUGCAGUAAACAAGGACACGCUCGUCUUCCAGUACUUGUUCGCCAUCUUCAACAGUGUGCAGGGGUUCCUCAUCUUUUUGGUGCAGUGUGUGUUUGAUAAGAAAGUACGCGACGCUCUACGACAGAUCAAGGUCACAUGGUUCACGACUCCAGUCGUUCGUACCGGGGACACAAACGUGGAUUCCACGCAGAAGUCGGCAUCUCGCAAUAUCAUUGCUUCGACAUAGAAACCAAACAGUCAUCAAAUUGUCGGAAUACAGGACGACUAUGUGUAGACGACAAUAUUAGAUGACUAUGUGUUUUUUUAAUCGGUUUAUUAUUGCGAACUUUAUUUAUCUUCAAGCAAUAUCGUAUGUAUGAUGUGUGUAUUAUUGAGGGUUAUAUAUAACGCGUUUGAAAUAAUCUACAUUGUACGAUGACAACGAUGGCAUUGUGUGUACAGGGCCGGAUUAAGCUUUUGGGGCCCAAGGCAGCACAUGUUACGCGGCCCCUUCCUUCUGGUCCCCUUCUGUAUAUUGAAAAUCAUACUCGAUUUUACAACUACAAAGAUCAGAAAACUUGCAUUUGUACACG
Molecule: messenger RNA, 2571 nt
Organism: Dreissena polymorpha
Lineage: Eukaryota; Metazoa; Mollusca; Bivalvia; Myida; Dreissenidae
Product: adhesion G-protein coupled receptor D1-like
Exons: 13
Coding region: 1620-2225 (201 amino acids)
Biological process (GO): cell surface receptor signaling pathway; adenylate cyclase-activating G protein-coupled receptor signaling pathway
Cellular component (GO): membrane
Molecular function (GO): G protein-coupled receptor activity
Source: RefSeq, a predicted model, not a curated record